UUACGUAAAGACAUCUAUUACGUAUAUAGCUAGUUUUAAAGGCGUAAUAAUUGAUUAAAGACGUCAAAAGUGCAGGGGUUGAAGUGCCCUGAGCAGUCCCGUGGUCGUGACGUCAUCACAGAGGUCACAACCUUCAUGAUGGCGGCGAUGUUGGCCGCUGGCCGGCCGGCGAAAACUCUCCGGACUUGUAUUCGAGUGAAAACGUCUCCUAGCCACACGAUAACGGCACCAGUUUGUCAGAGAAACACCGGGAAUAUUCUGAAGGCCACGCUAGGAGCCUGCUACGCGAAGUUUCUGAGUACUGACGCUUUUUCUGACGGUAGGUCUGGACCUUCGAGUUACGCAACGACAGGGUUAUGUGGUGGGAGGGUCCCGACUCAGGUCAGAGUCGGUCUACACGACCGGGACAGAUACACCGUAGAAAACGUCUACUCAAGGUUAUUGCAAGAUCCUGUUGUACUCAGAACCAUCAGAGAGUUUUACGAUUGUGAAAGAGAUGUUCUUGAAGAAAAACAAGACUCAGAAGCCUUAGAAGAAGACCAGAUCCUGAAAUCGUAUGUUGGUGGUGGAAUCAGCUUCGCAAACAAAUCUCUGCGAUCAUGGCCUUUCGGUCCUAGUGAUUCUACGUUACAACCCUUCAAGCGAUCUCACAUGAGAAGUUUAUGGACGCAGAGCGGUAGCCAGCGCCAUCAGAAGUUCUACGCCAGAGAGAGACACGCGAACCUCCACUACUAUGACGUUCUCGGUGUAACGCCCAUCGCCACGCAGACCCAGAUCAAGAGCGCAUACUACAAGAAGUCCAUGCAGUUCCACCCGGACAGGAACAAGACGGCGUUCGCCGCCGACCGCUUCACCGAGAUCACGGAGGCGUACGAGGUCCUGGGACACGUGGACCUGCGGAGAAAGUAUGACCAGGGCGUCCUGAACAAGUCGGACUUGUUGAAGGACAGGAAACCGCCAUCGGAACCAACCAGACCCGAGACUGGCCGACAAAGUUACUCGGACACAAGAAUCCAGAGCAGGGGGAAUCUGGGAUACAACAUGGACGAAUGGCUAAAGGGUCACUAUGGGGAAGCUCUGGAACAAGAAAAGAGGAGGAAACGCGUAAGGAAAAACUAUGAAGACUACCAGAAGGCGGCACAGCGGAACAGGAACGACUCAUAUAUCGCUGUUGCGUUGUUUGGAAUCGCAGCUGUGAUUGCCUUCAUAAUGAAGUAGUAAAAAGUUACUUUGAGGAUUUGUGUGAAAUUAACCCUCUCCCUGCUGCAUAACUACAUGUAAUACAGAUUUGAUGCCAAAUGGCUACCUUAGCAUGUUGAACUGAUUAUUAUUGUGCACUUGAGUGACGAACUGUUUUAUAUUCCACUGGGUUCAGAAACUU
Messenger RNA from Branchiostoma belcheri (Belcher's lancelet), 1381 nucleotides. RefSeq lists its product as uncharacterized. Lineage: Eukaryota; Metazoa; Chordata; Leptocardii; Amphioxiformes; Branchiostomatidae. The coding region runs from base 136 to 1218 and encodes 360 amino acids. The transcript has a single exon. The record is from RefSeq and is a predicted model, not a curated record.